Messenger RNA from Rotaria sp. Silwood1, 339 nucleotides. Lineage: Eukaryota; Metazoa; Rotifera; Eurotatoria; Philodinida; Philodinidae. The record is from the annotation of a GenBank genome assembly.
AUGGAAGGUGUUACAGGUAUCAUGGAACAUGGUCUUACAGGGCUAAAAGAUGAACAAUGGGAAAAUGCUCGAUCCAUCGUUUCACCAGUGUUCUCUACAACAAAACUCAAAGCAAUGUACGGUCUGAUGAAUGAAAUUAGUGACAUGUAUAACAAACGUCUUCUUGAAUAUGCUGAUAAACAAGAAAUAUUUGAUGUCAAAAUGCUGAAUGGUCAAUAUACUCUUGAUAAUAUUGCUUCUUGUCUAUUUGCUCGUCAUUUGAGUGCGAAAGGUUAUUCAAUAUUACUAAGAGAUACUAUGAACUAUUUAACACAAUUAAUUAAUCAAAUAUUAGCAUAA